UUUUACCACCAUUCCAAAUUUCCACACAUACUCCUCAUUUUCAAAGAAACAUCACUUCCCACCACUCUGCUCGCUUUCUUUGACUUCAUUCAUAAGCCCUUGUUCGUGGUUGAAGCAUAACCACAUGUUAUACCCAUUUUAGCUUCACUCUGUGUUGCAUGACCUCCUAUCUCAUAGGUCUGUUCAAGUUCCUUCCUUUGCCUUUAUUAUAUUCAAUAUCAUUUUAACCCUUUUUGUGUUUCAGAGUUCAGCGGUAGCCUGCAAAAUCAAUUCUAUUCAAUAGCUGAAUUCUGUACACAAGAUGGGGUGUUUCACUGUCUUGAAAUACAAGAAGAAAAAGACAGAUCAUAUCAUAUACUCAAAAUGUGUCAGCCAUAAUGAACAUGUACCUAGAGUACUGCCUCAACCUCAACCUCAUUUGCUGAAGUCUGCACCUCCUAGUUUUAGGACUAGAGUGAAAUCUAUUCACCCAAUUAACAAAGUUACCAAUAACAGAACACGGGCAUUAUCGGCUCCAUCAUCUCUUGAUGUAACCAAACAAGAUGCUCUAACCACAGUUGAGUUUGAGGAAUGCGAAGAAUCUAGAUACCAAGCGGUAUCAAUGAAGGAGCAGCAUUCAUCUAAUCCACAACCUUUACCUCUUCCAUCUAGUAGUGGUGGCAGUGCAUUGAAGGCUACUGGGAGCUUUAAGUCAGGCACAACUAGUGGUCGUAUAUAUCGACCAGCUCAUGAUGCAGCUGAACAGGAUGCUUUGGCCUCAGUUGAGUAUGAGGAACAAGAAGAGUCAAAACACCGAGUUGGAUUGAUGAAGGAGCAAUCUUCUUCUAAUCCGCAACCUUUGCCUCUUCCAUCUCGUCAGGGUAGUGGUGGUGCAUUGAAGGCCAAUGGCAGCUUUAAGUUGGGGAUGGCUACUGCUCCUAUAUAUGUUUCAGGACCUUUGCCUCUUCCGCCUACAGGAUUGCUUAGAAACUUUCCAUUUGAGGAAAUUGCUUCUGCUUGCCACAAUUUCUCUUCAGAUCGGUGCAUGUCAGAAUGUCUUUCUUCUACCAUGUAUAGCGCUUCAUUUGGUGACGAUGCUUCAAGUGCAAAGAAGUUUGAAGCCACUGUCACCCGCCUUCAUUCAUCAACCCAGGGACUGAAGGACUUUAUAAAUGAUGUUAAUACCCUUGCAUCAUUGCAACAUCCAAACCUAUGUAAAUUGCUGGGAUUUCAUGCACGUGAUGGUUCUGAACCAAGGAUGUUGGUUUAUGAGAGGCUACGCCAUGGAAGCUUGGACCGCAUGUUGUUUGGGAGAUCUGAUGGCCCUUCAAUUGAUUGGAACUCGCGAAUGAAAAUUGCCAUAUGUGCUGCACAAGGUCUUGCUUUCCUGCAUGAAGAAGGGCCUUUCCAGGCAAUGUAUAAAGAAUUUUCAACAGCCAACAUACAGAUUGACAAAGAUUUCAGUGCAAAGCUUUCUGGAUAUGGUUGUGUUGGACGUAUUCCUGAGGAAGAGAUUUCAACCGGUUCAUCUGCUAUUGGAAACCUGUCAGUGGAGACAUUUGAAAGAGGAAUUCUUACUCCAAAAAGCAAUGUAUGGUGUUUUGGAAUUGUUCUAUUGGAGCUACUUACUGGCAGGAAGAAUCUUGAAAGCCAUCACCCCAAGGAAGAGAGGAACUUGGUCAAGUGGAGUCGGCCUUUCCUUGCUGAUGAUUUUCGACUGUCACUGAUAAUGGAUCCUCAAUUUAAAGGCCGUUUUCCUCCCAAAGCAGCAAGAACAGUAGCUGACAUUGCACAGAGAUGCCUCCAAAAGGAGCCAUCAGAAAGACCCACCAUGAGAACCAUUGUUGAGCAUCUCAAAAUGGUACAAGAUAUGAAGUACUCUUGUUGGUUUCCACUGCAAGAACCUGCAGCUAUGUCUUCAAAACAAAUUUCAAGAUCACCAAGUCUUAAUGGUAUCAUAUGUCGUGCACCUAGGUUUACUUCCUCUCCACCAAUAGCCAUGCCAUCUGUUUCAUCUCCAAGAUGGCCUGCUAUGCCUGCGCUGCAUCUUCCUCUUCACUCUUGUUCCUCCGCCCUGUCUGUGGAGGAGCUUGGUAGGCCAGAAAGCAGGAACUCAUCAUCCUCAGUGUGUAGGGGAGCUAGCGUUGAAGGAUAUUGACUGUUUAUAAUUUUCAUUUUUUAUUUGUUGUAAUUAUCAUUUUUGGGGUGAUUCAACACAAGUUUAUAGGAGAUAAAUUCUUCCACCUUGCCAUUUCUCUUCAUGAUGCUGAGAUAUUCUUUUGUAGAUAGUGCAAAGGUUGGUUAUAAUGGGUCCAAGUAGUUACCAAUUUUGACGGAAUUUUUUGAUUUGAUUGGAUUCAGGGAUGAGGUUGCAUUUUCCCCCAUAAUACCCAUCUUGAACAUGAAUUCGACCUCUUUACAAUAAUAAUUAAACUAUAACAGUCGUUAAAUUAUUAUUUUUAGUUUACAUUUUAGUACUAUUAACAAUUUAUAAUAUAUGAUUUGAUUAU
Cajanus cajan (pigeon pea) is the source of this 2489-nucleotide messenger RNA. RefSeq names its product putative serine/threonine-protein kinase PBL11. NCBI's taxonomy places the organism in Eukaryota, Viridiplantae, Streptophyta, Magnoliopsida, Fabales, Fabaceae. Gene Ontology annotation, molecular function: ATP binding; protein kinase activity. The record is from RefSeq and is a predicted model, not a curated record. Gene Ontology annotation, biological process: protein phosphorylation.